AUGAAGGCACGAAAGUGCUGCUGGACGUGCACAGAGCCAGGGCUGCCAUACAACGCCAUCAUAAUGCAACCUUCGGAAGGCUCGGGCGAGUGGCUUUUGCACACAUGGGGGGCUGUUGACAUGAUUCACGCCACUCGUCUAAAGGACGAACCGCAUGACAGCGACGUUGGUCAAUUGUUGAGCUGGGCUUACUAUCAUGAGACCCAAUCUCGGUUCGCUUUGCACCAUUGGCGCCAUAAGUCUUUCGUUCCUACGACAUCAGUCAAGCAGAACCCAAUACUUCAAAAUCCCCAGUAUCCACCCUUGACGAGAUAUAGACCCCCCUGGCAGAACUUACCGCCCGUGAAUCCGACUUAUGCGAUUCUCAACCUGCUUUCCGAGGUUUGCGACACGCUAGUAGAUCCUCGGGAUCCUCGAAGUCAGGACGAAAGCUACCAGAAUCAGCUCAAGAACCUUGGCGGAAGGGUCCGAGAUAUCUCUGUCAAACCAGCCAUCCCAUCGGCUUCAGAUCCGGAGGCCGCCUUCGCUAUCGAACUGUACCAGAUGGCGACUCAGAUCUAUCUUGUACGAGCCUCGCAAAGCCCAUGGGAACCCCCUGCGGACCUUGAUGCUCUGGUGGAGGCGGCUUUCGCGGGACCUGUUCAGUCAUGCACCUGCGAGCACUUCUUUCCUCUACUGAUUCUUGCUUGCGAGGCACAACGUGACGAACAGAGGAUCGGCAUCAUCAAUCUGAUCGAAAGAACCCAAAGAGAUGUUCGAAUACGAAGCAUACAAGCAGUCAAGAAUACCAUACAGUCCAUUUGGGUGCAGCAAGAUCUGCACAAGGAUGACGAUGUGUUGGUGGACUAUCUUGGCACCUUGAGUUCGGCGAUCAGCUCCAGCAAUACAGUACCAUCAUUCGCAUAG
This is a messenger RNA of Colletotrichum costaricense, 906 nucleotides long. RefSeq lists its product as uncharacterized. The record is from RefSeq and is a predicted model, not a curated record. Bases 1 to 906 code for a protein of 301 amino acids. Gene Ontology annotation, molecular function: DNA-binding transcription factor activity; transcription cis-regulatory region binding. Gene Ontology annotation, cellular component: nucleus. Gene Ontology annotation, biological process: positive regulation of transcription by RNA polymerase II. The transcript is spliced from 4 exons. NCBI's taxonomy places the organism in Eukaryota, Fungi, Ascomycota, Sordariomycetes, Glomerellales, Glomerellaceae.